Molecule: messenger RNA, 1895 nt
Organism: Conger conger (European conger)
Lineage: Eukaryota; Metazoa; Chordata; Actinopteri; Anguilliformes; Congridae
Product: zinc finger and SCAN domain-containing protein 22-like
Exons: 4
Coding region: 191-1639 (482 amino acids)
Biological process (GO): regulation of transcription by RNA polymerase II
Molecular function (GO): DNA-binding transcription factor activity; RNA polymerase II cis-regulatory region sequence-specific DNA binding
Source: RefSeq, a predicted model, not a curated record
GCCGGGCGACUGGAUAUGUGGCUUUUGAACUGUUCGGCUCUCCAUAUGCGUUAAUUCUUCCGGGUACUGGCUUGGCGGUGUUGUCUGUGUAGAUAAUUCUGUUUUAGCUCAUGAAUUCGGGUUGAACACUGCGACAGUGUAAAACGGGAAGGGUUAUUAAUGGCAUAAACCUGUCAGGUAGCAAGAGACAAUGUGUGAUUAUCUUGCUUUCCACACGCAGCUAGCUGCCAUCAUUGACGUUUUGGCAAAGUCUGCCGUUGCAGAAAUAUGCCAACUUGUAGACGACGGUUACGCACUUCUGCGCUUGGAAGUCUCUCAAAGUCAGAAGCAGAAUGAGGCUUUGAGAAGGAGGUUGCGGAUGAUGGAGCAGAGGGUUGCUCGCGAGUUGAUCCAGGUUGAGCGAGUCGGGGUGCAAGAGGACUUCGUAAAUAAUCGCACUGGAGUCCAGAUUUUAGAAAGAUCCAAGAAAAUAACAGAGGAUUGUUUCCUAACUGAAGAGGGACCGCUUGGGAAAGAGGCGAAUAUCACACCGUGGAGUGAUGGAGAGCUAGCAGCCGGGCACGAGGAACGCUCUCUUGAGCAGCCUAUCGUCAUGAGUCCGGUACAGCCAGUCGAGGUUGAGUUGCCGAAGCCCAAACUAUCCUUUAUUAAAGAGGAGAAACCUGAAGAGGAUACGAGUAACGUCUUCCCUCCAGGAGCUGUGAAGUGGAGGGCAGGCAGCAGGGAAAAGCGUCCCAUUCAGGAAAUGCAGAAUAAAGCAGCGAAUCACACAGAGGAGCUCACUGAGCAGCACAGGACCAGACGCGGUGUUUGGGAGGUCAGUGGACUGGAAUCUGCUCUCAAAGCAGAGGGACAGAGCGAGUGUGUGGAGACGCUCCAACACAGAGGAGCUGAACACAGGGCAGGAGGACUCAACAGUCUGGACUCUGAGUUUGUCAUGUUUGAAAGGCCAGGCCAACUGGGGUCUUACUGGACACAUGAAAAUGUGGAAGUUGGGGGUGAAAAUCCAUCAGAAAUGAACUCCGAGCCCCAGCUGGCUCACAUAACCAAGGGCGCAGUGGGGAAAAGCCUGUCGUCUUCAGCAUCGCAACAAGAGAAACCAGAAGCUGUAACAGUGGACUCUGUACCAGUCAAAAUGGAGGACACAGUGCAGACUCAGUCCCUCUGGACCAUGGAGUCUCACUCAGGAGUGUUUGAGACCCAACGGAGAGGCAGCGUGUGUGCACCAUAUACAGCAGUGACCGUCAGAGAGAACCUGGCACUGCCACACCCCGAUCAGCCAGACCCGAAUGCAUGUGUGUCCUAUGGAAAUAAUCUUUUCCCAUUGGAAGGUCCAAUGGCCGUUGGAGCAACAGGAGCCAGAAAGGAAAGGCACGUGUGUAAAUAUUGUGGGAAGACUUGCAGUCGAGCCAGCGAUCUGAAAGUGCACCAGAGGGUUCACACAGGAGAGAAACCGUUCAGUUGCACACUGUGUGGAAAAAGGUUCAGUCAGUCGUGUAGCCUUAAAAAACAUGGGAGCAUGCACACAGGGGCGAGACCAUUCUGUUGCUCACUGUGUGGGAAGAGGUUCAAGCAGCCAUGUUAUCUGAAAAGUCAUAUGAAGAUCCACACUGGCGAGAAAUCACUUACAGUGUCGUGAAAAGGUAUCCCCCCUCACCCCCCAAUUUCCUCUAUUUUUGUAUCUUGGUCACACUAAAUGGUUUCUAAAUGAUUAACUGAAUUAUUAUUAAUUAUUUUUAAAUGGUUAAAAUAUGCGAAAAUAUAAUAAAUCAGGAAGGGUUCAAGUACUUUUUCACGGCACUGUCGCUGUGCGUAUUGGGGGACUGUAUUUGCUUCAGAGUACAAUCUUAAAUUACAUCGGCAGAAAAAUCAUACGGCUCCAUAUUCUGUACCCU